UACAUUUAUCUUGUUGGCCUUAAGGGCCAGGGAUACGCGAUCCCAAGAAGAUUUUUCCCGCAGGAUGACCGGCGGCGGCGCGGGAACUUUUCGGACGGGCGCGGGCCCGGGGCGCGGCGACGGGGUUGCGCGGCGAGGGGAGUCGGGUGAGACCACGACUUUAGGCCGCGACGCGUUCGCGGCCUUUGGUUGUUUCGGCGCCGCGGACGGUUCCACGGCGCGGGCGCGUUUUUUCCCGCGCGCGACGGUGGUGAACCCUUCCGAGGUUCCCGGUUGGGGACUCGCGGCGGACUCGUACUCCAUUUCCGACUCGGAGUCGGAGCCGGAGCUCUCCGCUACGGAGGACGCGAUCGACGCGGGCGCGGGGGUGGGGGCGACAUCGGCGAGUCGCGGAGUGCCGGCGCGGGAGGCGAUAACGGCGAGUCGCGGAUGAUAAUCGCGGCGGCGGCGGAUGAACCAUCGGGGUUCGACUCUAGCGUGGCCUUGUAGGCCUCAAAACGGGACAUAAUGUCCGGGCAUAUUAAUUGCACGAACUGCGCGAAUAGCGCGCUGUUCGU
Molecule: messenger RNA, 557 nt
Organism: Bombyx mandarina (wild silkworm)
Lineage: Eukaryota; Metazoa; Arthropoda; Insecta; Lepidoptera; Bombycidae
Source: RefSeq, a predicted model, not a curated record